CAGCUCCAACUACAGCAACUUCGCAGGAGGAUAGGCCGUCACUCAUACAUUCUACUCGGGUUUCUGCUAGACCUGGAGCGGUCAACAAAAAUGUCUAGACGAACACAGGACGCUGCGGUGCGAGUCUUGAAUGACUUUGUUUCUCUUUCCCGCCGUCCUUUCACAGCCCGAGCGCCAGCACCGGCACCGCUGUGCCCGCAAUGCCAUAGUCGUCGGUUCUUCAACCUCAGGGGGACGGAACAACAACCACACUGGCGGAGUGUCAGUAGCAGCAGCAGCAGCAGCCGCCGCCGGGCAUUCGCCACGUCCUCUGCCCUCCUCAAAAAGUCGUCGUCAUCGUCCAAGUCGUCACGCAAGUCUCCGGAAGUGUCACCACCAAAAGUCAACACCCACGUGCCCGACAACGCGGCGACCAAGAACCGAGACGGCGAGGUCGACCCGUACGACUUCACGGACUUGAACGCGGGCAUCGCCAACGCCGUCGCCCGGCUCAAGGAUGCUCUCGUCCGGACGCGAGACGCCGGCCGCGUCACUCCCGACAUGAUCGAGUCCCUGCCCGUCGAGUUGAACGUCAAGGGGGCCGCCGCCCACGGGACCCGGGCUCACCACGAGCGGACAAAGUUGGGCGACAUCGCCAGUGUGGUCCAAAAGGGCGGGAGGAUGCUUCAAGUUUACUGUUCCGAAGAAUCCCACGUCAAACCCAUCUCCUCGGCGGUUCAAGCGUCCCAACACAGUCUGGCCCCCCAACACGACGACAGUAACCCGUUGUUGAUCAAUGUGCCCGUACCGCCCGUGACGGCCGAGACGAGGCAACAGGCCAAGGAGGAGGCGAAAAAGGUCUACGACAAGUCCAGCCAGGCCAUCCGGAACGUGCGCGGCGACCAACAGAAGAAAUUCCGCAAGAUGGAGCUCGGGAAAUUGGUCAUCGUCGACGAGUUGCGCAAGGCCCACAAGCAAAUGGAGGACGUGGUGAAAAAGGGUCAGGACGAGGCGAAAAAGGUCUACGAGGCUGCCGUCAAGGCUUUGGGGUCCUGAAGGGGGGGGAUGGACUGGAGAGCCUGGAUCGAAUUAUACCCUAAAAAUCAUUGUACAAUCACACAUAAAUGGAGCCUGGUGCGUUGUCGUAACAGGAGAAAGGGUGGUUUCUAUCGCGAGGUGAUUCCAUGUACAUUAUCUGUUACAGUCACAGGUGAUAUGUUGAAGAUGAUGGAAUACACAAGGGCAUGGCACAUGGUACUGCCAGCGCUCAGUCUUCUUCAGAUGCAAACCCGAACUCUUCUGGCUCGGACAUUACUACAAGUGCUGUGAGAGCAUGUAUGACAUACCCGAUGUCGACCUUCUUGCCAAAAG
Molecule: messenger RNA, 1350 nt
Organism: Exophiala oligosperma
Lineage: Eukaryota; Fungi; Ascomycota; Eurotiomycetes; Chaetothyriales; Herpotrichiellaceae
Exons: 2
Coding region: 91-1035 (314 amino acids)
Biological process (GO): translation
Cellular component (GO): mitochondrion
Molecular function (GO): ribosomal large subunit binding
Source: RefSeq, a predicted model, not a curated record